Molecule: messenger RNA, 2299 nt
Organism: Megalopta genalis
Lineage: Eukaryota; Metazoa; Arthropoda; Insecta; Hymenoptera; Halictidae
Gene: Srp72
Product: signal recognition particle 72
Biological process (GO): SRP-dependent cotranslational protein targeting to membrane
Cellular component (GO): signal recognition particle, endoplasmic reticulum targeting
Molecular function (GO): ribosome binding; 7S RNA binding; protein binding
Source: RefSeq, a predicted model, not a curated record
UUUAGUACGUAUGAAAAUAAUGAAAUGGAAAUUGAAUUCAUAUGAUAGCAGUAUAUCGUGAUUCCAUGUUUAUUCCACAAACUGGUUCCACGUUGGAUAUGCUAAAGUGAGCAACAUGGCCACUAAGGAGAACAAUCUGUCAGCGUUGUAUGCGGAAUUAAAUAAAUUAGGACAAAACGGAGAAUACGAGAGAGCCUUGAAAGUCGCGAAUAAAAUUCUAGGACUCGCCCAAGAUGAACAAGCUGCGUUCCAGUGUAAAGUUAUUUGUUGCAUUCAACUGUCAAAGUUUAAUGAUGUGCUGCAAUUUAUGACUAGAAACCAGAAAUUGGCUGGGAACUUAGAUUUUGAGAAAGCCUACUGUUUAUACCGAUUGAAUCAACUGCCUGAAGCAUUGAAGGUGGUGGACGCUGUUCCUAAUCCUUCUUUAAGGCUCAAAGAGUUGAAAGCACAAAUACUGUAUCGACUUGAGAAGUAUGAAGAAUGUUUUGGUGUAUAUAGAGACAUAAUAAAGAAUUCUCAUGAUGAGUAUGAAGACGAAAGGGAAACAAAUCUUGCUGCUGUGAUUGUUAACUUAGCAACAGAGGACUCUAUUUUGGAAGUUCCUGCCUUAAGGGAAGACACGUACGAAAUGAUAUACAAUGCAGCGUGUAAUUUAAUUAUACAAGGUAGCAAUGGAGAUAGAUCACUUUUAAUAGAAGCAGAAAAGAAACUGAGAGCAGCUGAGAAAAUGUGCAAGGAAGGUCUUGAGGAAGAUGGAGUAGCUGAAGAAGAAAUAGAAGAUGAAUUAGGAAUUAUUAGGGUUCAGCUUGGAUGUUGUCUCCAACUUCAAGGUCGCGAGAAAGAGGCCCAGGCACUCUAUACUUCUGCUUUAAAAGCAAAACCAGACGAUAUAGCUUUGGUAGCAGUUGCAAGCAAUAAUCUUGUCUGUCUCAACAAGGACCAGAAUGUUUUUGACAGCAAAAAGAGGAUGAAGAGUGCUACGCACGACAGUUUGGAACACAAAUUAACUUCGAGACAAAGACGGAACAUUGCUUACAAUCAAUGUUUACUUGCUCUAUAUACUGAUCAGGCAGAACAGUGUCAAUCGCUUUGUAACAAGCUUGCAAAGGACCACCCAAUACUAGCCGCUGAUGCGAUGUUUAUUAAAGCCGUUCAGCUUAGUAAAGAUGGCAAAGCAAAGGAAGCCGCGGAACUGUUGACUCAGUACGCGGUUGGAGAGAAAGAGCUACAGAUGAAACUGGUCUGUGUGCAACUUCUGCUCAGCCAAGAUGAGAAACAAGAAGCGAUCGAAAUUCUCGAAAAUUUGAAUGACAGAGACAAGUCACUGCCCGGAGUAGUAAGCGCACUUGUUACUCUUUACAUGGCCAACAAUAAUCGUGAAAAAGCGUCGAGUGCCCUAAAAAAUGCUGUCAAUUACUAUAAGAAAAAUAAGGAAACCACCGAUAAUCUAGGAGAGUUCUGGCGGCAGGCCGCUGAUUUCUACCUUCGUGGUGGCGAUAUCAAAGUAGCCGCGGACAUACUACAAGAAAUGGUGGAUGCUUCUCCUUCCGACACUAAAACAUUGGCCCAAUUGGUGGUCGCAUAUGUGCAAUUCUGUCCUGAAAAGGCGCAACUGUUGUCUAAACGAUUACCACCUCUUCAUGACCUUGCAGAGAAAACAGAUGUGGAUGCUCUGGAAAGUAGUAAUUGGGUAAUAGGUACCAAGGUUAUUAAGAAGAAAAUAGAACCAUCGCCAGGCAAACCUACUGUUGAUGCGACGAAAAAGAAACGUAAGAAGCGUAAGCGCAAGGGUAAAUUACCUAAGAAUUAUGAUUCAAAUGUAACACCUGACCCAGAACGAUGGUUGCCCAGACAUGAACGUAGCGGGUUUAGGAAAAAGCGCGACAGAAGGAAUAGGGAUAUUGCUAUGAAGGGUACACAGGGUACCGCUGCUGGAGCGAGCGACCUCUAUGAUAUCACCAAAAUGCCUACGAAUGCUAAACCUUCCCCUAAUCCGCGACACAGUCCAGCUGUGGAGACUUCCGGCCCGCGACAACAACAACGCAAAGUGCAACAGAAAAAGAAAAAGAAAGGUGGAAAAUGGUAAUCAUGGAUGCUCGCAUUUGAAUUGUACUUUAGCAAGUCGUUGUGGUCUAUACAUGUAAAAACUUUUUAUGUACAGUGCAUUUUACUGCCAUUUUUAAAAUAAUCCUGAUCGGUUGAGAUUUUGAAUCUACAUAUAGUAUUAGAUGGAACACUGUAAUUGAAUUGCAAGAGUGAGGAAAAAUAUAUGCGAUACAGUAUGGUACAUAAAAUAUUU